Molecule: messenger RNA, 1560 nt
Organism: Capsicum annuum
Lineage: Eukaryota; Viridiplantae; Streptophyta; Magnoliopsida; Solanales; Solanaceae
Product: pyruvate dehydrogenase (acetyl-transferring) kinase, mitochondrial
Exons: 6
Coding region: 331-1449 (372 amino acids)
Biological process (GO): regulation of glucose metabolic process; protein phosphorylation
Cellular component (GO): mitochondrion
Molecular function (GO): pyruvate dehydrogenase (acetyl-transferring) kinase activity
Source: RefSeq, a predicted model, not a curated record
GGGAAGGGGGAAUAAAGACCAAAAUGAAAUAGGAGUAUGAAUUGAUUGGGUGUGUGGUCUCAUUGCUCUCUCUUGAGUCAGCAAUAUCCAUUCCUUUUUGGUAAAAUAUUAGGCAACAGCCGCCGGAGCAAGGGCGUCUACAAGUAUCUCUCGUUUCUCAUCUGAAUUUUGAGGAUGGAUGGAUCGAAACAAUCUUUCUCUCUGUGUUCGUGUGAGCUUAAGCGGUAAGUAAGUGGACGUGGUGAGUGUGUCAGAAGAUGGAUGGAUAGAAAGGCUCAAAACUUGACCGCUUCCUCCAUCAAUCAAUCAAUCAAGGUAAGGUAUAAAUAAAUGGCGGCAAAGAAGUUAUACGAGUCGUUUUCAAAGGAACUUAUCGAGGAUGUGCAUCGAUGGGGUUCCAUGAAACAGACUAGUGUGAGUCUUAAGUAUAUGAUGGAGUUCGGUUCCAGACCCACUGCCCGCAAUUUGCUCAUUUCCUCUCAAUUCCUUCACAAGGAGCUCCCUAUACGCAUUGCUCGCAGGGCUAUUGAGCUCCAAAACCUUCCCUAUGGUUUAUCUCUCAAGCCUGCUGUUCUAAAGGUCCGAGAUUGGUAUUUGGAUUCUUUCCGUGACCUUAGAUCCUUUCCGGAUAUAAAGGAUCAGAAUGACGAGUUGGAAUUCACACGAAUGAUUAAUUUGGUUAAGGUCCGGCACAACAACGUUGUACCUAUGAUGGCUUUGGGAGUUCAACAACUAAAGAAAGAUCUGGACCCUAAGAUUGAUUAUAAGGAUUUGGAUGAGAUACACCAGUUUCUUGAUCGCUUUUACAUGUCUAGAAUCGGGAUCCGCAUGCUUAUCGGGCAGCAUGUGGUGCUGCACGAUCCUAAUCCACCUCCUGAUUGUGUGGGCUAUAUACAUACAAAAAUGUCCCCUCUGGAGGUUGCACGCAGUGCUAGCGAGGAUGCCCGUUGUAUUUGCUUGCGUGAAUAUGGCAGUGCACCUAAUGUCAACAUUUAUGGGGACCCAAACUUCACAUUCCCCUAUGUGCCCACACAUCUGCAUUUAAUGGUUUUUGAGUUGGUUAAGAACUCCUUGCGUGCUGUGGAAGAGCGAUUUGUGGACUCGGACAAAGUUGCCCCUCCUAUUCGAAUAAUAGUUGCUGAUGGUCUUGAGGAUGUUACCAUCAAGGUUUCUGAUGAAGGGGGUGGCAUACCAAGAAGCGGCCUUCCCAAAAUUUUUACUUAUCUCUACAGUACUGCCAGGAAUCCAUUGGAUGAGCAUUCAGACCUUGAAACAACAGAUGUUGCUACUCCGUCUACGUUGGCUGGUUAUGGAUAUGGACUUCCAAUAAGUCGUUUAUAUGCUCGCUACUUUGGAGGGGAUUUGCAAAUUAUCUCCAUGGAAGGCUAUGGCACUGAUGCUUAUCUGCAUUUGUCGCGGUUGGGAGAUUCGCAAGAGCCCUUACCUUGAUAUUUGAUUGUGGGGGAGAACGCCUCUGUAAAUAUUUCUAUUCAAGAAACAUGAACAUUUGAUCCUACUCAUUACUGGUAUAAUUGUCAAAUUACUUUACUUUUCCAUGGA